Messenger RNA from Micropterus salmoides (largemouth bass), 3928 nucleotides. It is a transcript of the gene shc2, whose product is annotated as SHC (Src homology 2 domain containing) transforming protein 2. Gene Ontology annotation, biological process: cell surface receptor protein tyrosine kinase signaling pathway; intracellular signal transduction. The coding region runs from base 16 to 2268 and encodes 750 amino acids. The transcript has 15 exons. The record is from RefSeq and is a predicted model, not a curated record. Lineage: Eukaryota; Metazoa; Chordata; Actinopteri; Centrarchiformes; Centrarchidae. Gene Ontology annotation, molecular function: receptor tyrosine kinase binding. Gene Ontology annotation, cellular component: plasma membrane.
GGUUUGUUUGUGUUUAUGGGUUUUUCAGUGUGUGUAUGGUCUUUGGAAAUUCACCAGGGCUGGAUCUUAUUUUCAUCCUCUUUUUCCUCAGAGCCUGACAAAUUGUUAUCCCUGCUCCUGCUUCAGGCGGCUCCUCCGGGCAUGCUCCUUAAGCCAAAGUAUGGCCGCUUUCGCAAUGAGUCUGUGACCUCCUCCGACGACCUGAUGCAGAGCUUAGCCAUGAGCGGCAAAGUUGUAGCCACACCGGUGGUCCCCUCCUCCACCCCGAGCCUUCCUCUGCCUCGACUGGAUCCCAGUGCCAGAUCGUCGUCCUCGGCUGGGGCUACAGCCCAGGCCGACUCGCCAUGCCUGGAUGGGGAACAGGAUGCCACCACUACCUUUUGCAUGCUCAUCCCUAGGAUGCCCCAAUGGAAGUUCUCCAACUCUCUGCUCAGCCGGAGCCCAUCCAGCUCUAGCAAGGACUCGGGCAAGGCGGCUGCAGGUCCUUCUCAGGCCUCGGUCUCCCAUUCUUCAACACACAGGCCCAGUGUUGCCACCUCAGCCAGUGGCCCAGUGGCCAGUCUUGCAGCGGUACUUAACUCCUGUGACCCUGUGUGUGUCACCCCCUGUUCCUUGCAGGCCAUUCGAGGGCAGAGAGCAGUUGCAGCGGCAAACUCUGCCAGUUCAGGAGGGCACGUGUUUGGGGCCACAGAGGCCAUGGCGGGCUCUGGGAGUUCCAGCAGCUCCAGGUCAGGAAUGAGCCGCCGGACAAGGGUGGAAGGCAUGUGGCUGGGAGAGGACUUCACCCAGAAGGGAAGCUUCAUCCACAAACCCUCUCAAGGCUGGCUGCACCCUGACAAGAAGAUUGCAGGACCAGGGGCCUCUUAUAUUAUCAGAUACAUGGGCUGCAUUGAAGUACUGAAGUCAAUGCGCUCGCUGGACUUCAACACGCGGACUCAGGUGACAAGGGAAGCCAUCAACAGGCUGUGUGAAGCUGUGCCAGGGGGAAAGGGAGCUUGGAGGAGGAAGGCCGUGAACAAAGCUCUUCAGUCCAUUAUGGGGAAGAGCAACCUGCGAUUUGCAGGGAUGAGUAUUGCAGUCAAUAUUUCCAUAGAUGGCCUUGGUCUGCUUAUCCCUACCACACGACAGGUGAUAGCGCACCAUCCCAUGCAAUCUAUUUCAUUUGCCUCUGGGGGAGACACAGACACGCCUGAUUAUGUAGCGUAUGUGGCCAAAGACCCAGUUAAUCAGAGAGCAUGUCAUAUCCUGGAGUGUUCAGACGGUUUAGCCCAGAGUGUCAUCAGUACCAUCGGCCAAGCCUUCGAGCUGCAGUUCAAACAGUACCUACAUAGUCCUCCCAAAACCACGACAUCUAUGGAGAGGUCUGCCAGGACAGAAGAGCCAAUGUGGGGGGAGGAUGAGGACGUUUCUGAGCAUGACUACUACAACAGCAUCCCUGGGAAGGAGCCUCCUGUUGGGGGAGUGGUGGACUCCAGGCUCAGGUCUAGUGGAGCCCUGCUGGGUCACAUCCACACCCAGCCACAGACCAAGACAGCAGCACAGAUGGGCUCACCAGCCAGGAGGGAACAGGCAUCUUAUCCCCCUGGUCAGCUGUGCUAUGAACUUCACUGGGACACUGAAACCACCAGCAGCUCAGGUCUGACAUCAGAUGGUUACCUGUGUGCUGAUGGCCAGCCACCAGGCUGCAGAGAUUAUGAGGAGCAUCAGUACGUUAACACCCAGAGUCUGGAAAACCUGGAUUCACUGGCACAGGGUCUUGAAGCACACAGAGGAGCCAGGGUACCAGACAGUCCCAAAAAGGACCUCUUUGACAUGAGGCCCUUUGAGGACGCCCUGAAGCUCCACGAGGCCUGUGGGGGAGGGUCCAGUAUGUCGGCUGCAGCUGGGGGUGUCCGGGUCCUGGAGGACCAGUGGCCCAGCCCUCCACGCCGUCGAGCCCCUGUGGCCCCAAAUGAGGAGCAGCUCCGCAGGGAGACGUGGUACCACAGCCGCAUGAGCAGACGGGACGCAGAGAGACUCCUGGUCAGAGAUGGAGAUUUUCUGGUCCGGGAGAGCACUACCAACCCAGGACAGUACGUGCUAACUGGAAUGCACUGUGGCCUGCCCAAACACCUACUGCUAGUGGACCCAGAGGGAGUGGUCCGAACCAAAGACAUGUUAUUUGAGAGCAUAAGCCACCUUAUCUCGUACCACCUGAAGAACGAGCUGCCGAUUAUAGCAGCAGAGAGUGAGGUCCACCUCAAACAGGUGGUCAGGAGGAAACAGUGAGUCCACCUGGUCCUGCAUGGGACGCUGGAUUACUGUGUUCUCAAGCAAGAACCACGUUCAAAAAAUGAAUAAGGAAAUUUAUCUGGAACAAAAGGACUCACAGGUACUUUCUUUCCAUGAACAAUUCUAAGGAAAGGGAGGCAUCUGACAUCUCCUUGUACUUUCUCUGCCUUUUGCCUACAAGGAUUAACCGAACUAUCCCUCAUCUGUCACAAACUCCUCAGCAUGCAGCUCUUAAGCUAACAAACCAACUAGAAUCCACUUUCAGAGCCAGAAAAAUGUCAGCCAAUAUAAAAUUAAAUGAAUGCGACGACUAUUUGAAGGAAACUUCAGGAAAACAAAAUGAUUUGAUGCACAGAACUGUCCUACAAUGCCUGUAAUAGUGAAGUGCUUCCAGUAUACCAUGGCUUGCCCAACCCCUCAGUCACAAGUCGUCCACUGAACAAAUAACGGACAAAGCCAGAACAAAACGGUCACUUAAUAUCUGGUACAGUUACUGUGUAAAAAAAACAACAACAAAAGAUGUCAGGUUAAUCAGUAGUUCACUUCUGUAUAAAUGCAAGAAAUGAAAAUACUGUGGUGAAGAAAUGUCUUUCAUUGGACUGUACGUUUUGUUACAUGUUCGUAGGUCUGCAGUACUUGACUUUAAAGAUGGCACAAUGGAAACACGUACAUUCAUACUAUCUUUAUGUAGACAGCCAAGUGGACAUAGUCUUGAAAGUAGGAAGUUUUAUCACAUUUACCAUAAAUAUCAUGUUAUUUUGUGGUGUGUUCGUAAGGGCUGUUCGAAAUUUGUUAAAGAUGUACUGUCUGUGUUAUAUAAGCCUGAAUAUCAUUGGUCAGACUGUACUCAAAUCAAAACCACGUCCUGGGUUAAACAACUACUCUGCAUACAAACUCAGUAUAUCCAUGCCUCCACUUCCACAGCCCCUCCAACUUCAGUGCCUUAAUAACUACAGAGACAGGCAUUUGUGUCAGUGUAUUAUAAUGUGCAUUUAUGCUCCUAACUUAAAACACUAGUUUUCUUGCCAUGCCAAUGAACGACUGAACCAACAUCAAGAUGAAUUAAGCUCUUAUACUUGUGAACAGUCAUGUAAGCUGCUCUGGUUUUGUUUAAUACUGCCUUAUUAAGUCAUGACUGUCAUUGUCUUUAUGUGCGUUCCUCACAACAAUCCCCUCAGUGAAGCUUUCUUAGAUGCAAGCCAUACAUAGAACUAGUCUACAGUGAUUAAUAUGAAAGACAGGGGAUUUGGACUUGAAAUUAAAUCCUUUAUUUGUCCCGCCUCAGGGAAAUGCAUCACUUUGAUUGUCCUCAUCCCAGUUCUGCGUCUUUACAUGUCAAUGACUUGCUCGUGUAUUUCUGCUCCUUGCCUGCACUGUCAAUAAGUUUCCUAAACCAAUCUUUGCCGAUGUCAUUCUUUGAAAUCUUACUCAAGGUAGGUCAUGCUUUUUGCAGUUCUGUGUAAUUAACAACAUAUCUUUAAUCAGGCCCUCCACUGUUCCUAGCUGCAGCCUCAUUAAUGCACAGAAGAGGUGAGCUAAACAGCGUUUGAGGUCCAAAUGAUUUGUAAUUAUUUCUGAUGUCCUUUUUGCUUUCUCAGGAAAUUCUUGGAUCUUCCCCCUUUGAACUUUAAUGGCUUUUUGUCAAUAAAACUCAUUG